CCACGGGAUUUGCAAAAAUCACGUAGCCAACAGGGAUGAUGGGAGAUGGAGAAAUAUUUUCUCUAACACAUACUAUGACAAUAAAAGGCACGCAUGCCCAGCAGGCCUUCAGGACUGAGCCCUGGAACCUCACUGUGCGAAUGGGAGCCACAGCUGUGCUGAAGUGUGAGGUCCUCAGGGCCUCUGGGAUUGUGCAGUGGGCGAAAGACGGCUUUCUUUUGGGACCUCAGAGAAGCCUGCCAGGCUUCCCACGCUACAGCAUGAUUGGAAGGAGAGGACAGUAUAAUCUCAGGAUUGAAGAUGCACAACUUGAUGAUGAUGCCUUCUUUGAAUGCCAAGCCAGCCAAUCUGAGAGAAGUGAUGCUAUUGUCUCCAAUCCAGCCUUUCUCACCGUACAAAUUCCCCCAUCGAAGCCGUAUUUUACCACGGAUGUGACAACACCCUGGGUGGCUGGAAAGAAGUACAAGGUUGAGUGCGUGGCCCCUGACGCAAAGCCUGAAGCUGAUAUCACUCUGUAUAAAGAUGGAGUCGAUCUGACAGGUGCGACGUCUUUUACCACAUCUGGCUCAAAGGAUAAGCUUCUGAACACGCACGCUGAAGUAACGGUCACUGCUCUGAAAUCUGACAAUGGGAGAGAGUUGACAUGCCACGCCAACAAUGAAGCCGUUUUCCAGCCGGUGGUGACCACAGUGACCAUGGAUGUGUAUUAUCCUCCUGAGCCUCCAUAUAUUAUUGGUUUGGACAGAGACGUGGUAAAAGCAGGGAGUUUGCUCGUGUUGGAGUGUGUAUCCCAUGGUGGAAACCCCCUGGGCACUCUCCAAUGGACUAAGGAAGGCGAAGUUCUCUCAACAACCUGGGAAGAGGAAGUCAUGGGCCAGAAGUCCAGAAAUAUCCUCAAACUAAAGAUCACCCCUGCUGACAACCAGGCAGAGCUGAGCUGUGAAAGUGCCAAUAUUGUCUCCCUGUCUCCUCUGUCCAUCACCCGCAAAAUAACAGUAUUCUUCGGCCCUGCGAAGCUGACGCUGUCGGGUUCGCUGGAGGCCAUCGAAGGGCAGGAGUUGACUCUGAGCUGCCAUGCGUCCUCGAGCAAUCCCCCCGUCCACAUUCGCUGGUGGCUGGGGCACAAGGAGCUCAGCAACACCUCUGUCACAAUGGAAGAGGGAGAGAACGGAGGGAUAACAACCACCUCCAAUGUGACCCACCAGGUCUCCCGGGAGGAGAAUGGACUCGAGCUUACCUGUGAGGCCUUUAAUAAUGGCACACAUUUCUCCAAAAUCCAGGCCGCUAAGCUAGCUGUAUACUAUCCUCCACAAAAAGUUUUUAUUGAUUCACCGCCCGAGGACAUCCCUCUGCGCUCGGGCACCAGAGCCCUGCUUGUUUGCCACUCGGCUGGAGGGAAUCCUCCUGCGAAGCUUACCUGGUUUAAGAAUGGAAAAAAGGUUUCAGAUGCAAAGCCACAGACGUCCUCUAAUAUGGUUGUAACUCGGGUGCUCAACCUGCUCUUGACGGCGAGCGACAACCAGGCUGCCUACCGCUGUGAUGCCACAAAUGAGGCAAAGAGAACAAUAUCAGCACAUGCUAAGCUGCUGGUCCAGUUUACAGCCGUGAGUAUGAAGAUUACAGCCAAAGAAGAAGUAUUUUACCGAGGUCAGCAGAUGGAACUGGACUGUCUUUCUGGGAGCAGCAACCCAAAGUCCGACAUUUCCUGGAAAGUGGGCACAUUGAGAUUCCAGGGAGUUGAGGAGGCACCCAAGAAGGCUGAGUUUGGAGGCGUUUCUGUUCUCAGUAGGCUUCACCUGAAUCUGACUUCACAACACCACAACCAGAAGGUGAUCUGUCAGGCCUACAGUCCUGUGUUGGAAGAGGGAGCUAACACAUUUUACCAACUGAAUGUGCUAUAUCCUCCUGAAUUCAGUUCUGAGCAAGCAACAGAAGUCCAGGUGGUGGAGGAUGAUGUGGCAACCAUCCCCCUGAUGGUCUCAGCAAACCCCGAGGUGGUCUCCUGCAUUUGGCUGCGCCGCAAGCAGAUGCUGGUCAAAGGGGAAGACAUACGCCACCACUGGUCGGAUGACCACUCUCUGGAGAUUAGGAAUGUGACAAGAAAAGAUGGCGGACUUUACACUAUCAAAUGUGAAAAUGGUGAAGGUGUCAACGAAACCACUGUUAAGCUGGAUGUUUACUAUGCUCCGACUGUCAAGGCAGAGAAAGACCCUGUGUAUGUUAACCAGGGGGGGACAGCAGACCUGAUAUGUGUGGCAGAUGCCAACCCCAUUAUACCGGAGAUGUUCUCUUGGAAAUGGCUGGGAGAGGAAGAAGUGGAGAUGGGAGAGGAGACCAACGAAAACAAAUCAAGCUUGCUGACCAUUCAUAAUGUGACUCGGGCUCAUGCUGGUUUUUACCAGUGUACGGCCAGCAAUGGCAUAGCACUCCCUGGCAGUGUGGAAAUGAAGCUGGUGGUGCAAUUCACUCCGGAACUUCGGAAAGGACCCCAGUGGAGGAAGGUUGCCAGUCGAGGGGAUGGCACUGCCACUGCUGAGUUGGUGUGUCAGGCAGAGGGCAUUCCUCCUGUAGAGUUUACUUGGGAAAAGAAAGGGAUGCUCAUAGAUUUGGCAAAUCCCAGGUAUGAGGAGAGGACAGCGAGGGAUGGCUCUUUCCACACCAGUACUCUGCGAGUGGUGAAUGUGAGCGCCACUCUGGACUACGCCGUCUUCAGCUGCACUGCUCGCAACUCACUUGGGGAAGACAAGCUAGACAUCCAGCUCGUCAGCACAAGUAUUGCAUCUGCAUACAUUUCCAUUUUAAGUGCAAUUGGGCGUGCGUCUCUGGGUGACUGUGGUUUCAGCAGUAUUCUUACUUGGUGCCUUGCAAAACUCUAUAACCUCAGCAGAGUCCUGGAGGGUUCAUGGGAGUUCACCCAACCUCUCUACAUGUGUUUUGUGGACUUGGAGAAGGAAUUCGACUGUGUCCCUCUGGGAACCAUGCUGGGGUUCUCCAGAGUGACAGACAAGACCUUCGACAUUGUGGUGGACAAUUAUAUCAAGCAUGCCAUCCUCGGUGACACAAAGAGGUUUAGCUCGUCCAAGAGGUGGAAGUUGGAAGAAGUCCCCCACAGCCAAAACAGAGACCCCACCCAUGAACCUGUUGUUCCCCUUGAUUUGUUGAAAUCUCCAGUCAACAUAUGCAAGCAGGUCUUUGGAAACCAUGGAGAUUUCAUCGAUGAUUAA
Gambusia affinis (western mosquitofish) is the source of this 3224-nucleotide messenger RNA. RefSeq names its product NPHS1 adhesion molecule, nephrin (gene nphs1). The transcript is spliced from 23 exons. The record is from RefSeq and is a predicted model, not a curated record. Gene Ontology annotation, cellular component: cell-cell junction. Lineage: Eukaryota; Metazoa; Chordata; Actinopteri; Cyprinodontiformes; Poeciliidae. The coding region runs from base 36 to 3224 and encodes 1062 amino acids. Gene Ontology annotation, molecular function: cell adhesion molecule binding. Gene Ontology annotation, biological process: cell-cell adhesion.